Messenger RNA from Fomitiporia mediterranea MF3/22, 677 nucleotides. RefSeq lists its product as uncharacterized. The transcript has 7 exons. Lineage: Eukaryota; Fungi; Basidiomycota; Agaricomycetes; Hymenochaetales; Hymenochaetaceae. The record is from RefSeq and is a predicted model, not a curated record. The coding region runs from base 1 to 534 and encodes 177 amino acids.
AUGGCGCCCAAAGCGGGCGGAGUAAAGAAACUGGAAGGACCCACCGGAAGAAAUGCCCGCAGAGCAAGUGCAAAGAAGACGAACUCUACGACAAUGGAGGACGUCGAGCCAGCAAUUCAUCCAUCACAGUCUAGCAGUGAUGACGGACUUAUGGCAACAAUAGCUCAGCAAAUGCAAGCGUCUAUGGAGAAAAAGAAGAAAGAAAGAGAAGCCAAAUUGCUUCAGAUGGCCCAGACUGAGCUUAGUAAAGUCUUUGCAGAGAAGGCACACGACUUUGCGGACGGCGUAAAAGAUAUAGAAAAGAUCUAUACCAAUUUUAAAGACACUUACGCUACCAACGAGGACCAUAUACGAAGACUUUGGGAAGCAAUCUUGAAUGAACAGGCGAAAUUUCAGAGUUUCAUAGAGGAAAAGCAGGAAUUGACUUCGGAGCGCGAAAGGCAUCGUGAAACGGAACACAUUCAAGCUCUAGCGCAUUGUCGAAAGGCGUGUGAAGAGUCUCAGCGUCUCGUACAAUCCCUCGGUUCAAGCUAGUGGCCCACUUCGUCUUAUUCUGACGACAACCACGAAAGGAGAACUGCCUUCCAAGUCGUUGAUAUUUUCUCGCUCUAUAUCUGCCGUUCUUGUUGACUGUAGCUUUGUCUUUCUUCUUUUAAUCUUCAUUGCUUGCCGAUCAA